GAUGAAAUUUUGAAACUUAAUGAAGACCCGAAGGUACAUGGGCUUGUCCUCCAUUUGGCCGAAGCCAACAGCAAAGUACUGAAUGCAGUGAAACCAGAGAAAGAUAUAGAUGGAGUCACAGAUGUAAACCUCGGUAAGAUGGUUCGUGGCCAUUCUCAGGAGGGUUUCAUUUCUCCCACAGCUAGUGGUGUGAUAGAGCUACUAGAACAUUUAGCUCAUUUGUCUUUGGAGGGGAAGAAGGUGUUAAUAGUUGGAGCUGAUGGCUCACUUGAAGCUGCCUUGCAUUGUCUACUACAAAGGAAAGGCGCCAUGUCAAUGACCUGUGAUUGGCAAACUCCGCACCUGCAGAAAAAGCUUCAUCAAGCCGAUAUUGUGGUUCUUGGCAGUAAAAAACCGCAGGAGAUUCCAGUCAGCUCAAUCAAGUCAGGCAAAAUUGUCAUUAACUGUUCUCCUAUAGUCUUAUCAGGGGAUUCUGACAUUCACUACAAUGAUGGAAUUACUAGCCAAGGUGUGGGACCAGUAGCCGCAGCCUUAAGGAUGCAGAAUCUAGCGGAAAGCAGCCGAAGAUGGAUUCAAGCUCAGCAAUAUAAAAAGUGGAAUCUGCAUUGUUUAAAGCUUCAACCCCUGUCCCCAGUACCGAGUGAUAUUGAGAUUUCCCGUGGACAGAGUCCAAAAGCUGUUGAAGUCCUUGCCAAGGAGAUAGGAUUGCUUGCAGAUGAAAUUGAAGUCUAUGGCCGUUCCAAAGCCAAAGUGUGUCUGUCCCUUUUGGAAAGGUUGAAAGAACAGCCAGACGGAAAAUACGUCUUGGUUGCUGGAAUUACACCUACGCCCCUUGGAGAAGGAAAAAGCACAGUUACAGUUGGGCUUGUGCAGGCACUAACUGCACAUAGCCAUGUCAAUUCAUUUGCUUGUCUGAGGCAACCUUCACAAGGACCCACUUUUGGAGUCAAAGGUGGAGCUGCAGGAGGUGGUUAUGCUCAGGUCAUCCCUAUGGAAGAGUUUAACCUUCAUCUGACCGGUGACAUUCAUGCAAUCACAGCUGCUAACAACUUGCUGGCUGCUGCCAUUGAUGCACGGAUUCUGCACGAAAACACACAAUCUGACAAGGCUUUAUACAAUCGUCUGGUACCAUCCAUUAAUGGCGUACGGGCAUUUUCUCCAAUCCAGAUUUCUCGUUUAAAGAAACUAGGAAUAAACAAGACCGACCCUUCAUCGCUGACUACUGAAGAGAUUAGCAAAUUUGCCAGACUUGACAUUGAUCCUUCCUCAAUAACGUGGCAAAGAGUGGUGGACACAAAUGACAGAUUUCUCCGCAAGAUCACGAUUGGGCAAGCUUCUACAGAAAAAGGGUUUGUCCGACAGGCCCAGUUUGACAUCGCUGUCGCAAGUGAAAUUAUGGCUAUUCUGGCACUGACCGACAGCCUUAAAGACAUGAAGGACAGACUGGGGAAGAUGGUUGUCGCCAAUGACAAGAAAGGACAUCCUGUAACAGCAGAAGAUUUGGGUAUUACCGGUGCUUUGACAGUCCUAAUGAAAGAUGCCAUUAAACCAACUUUAAUGCAGACAUUGGAGGGCACUCCAGUAUUUGUUCACGCAGGUCCAUUUGCAAAUAUUGCUCAUGGAAACUCUUCCGUUUUGGCAGACAAGAUUGCACUAAAGCUGGUGGGAGAAGAUGGCUAUGUUGUGACUGAAGCUGGUUUCGGAGCAGAUAUAGGAAUGGAGAAGUUCUUCAACAUCAAAUGCAGAGCCUCUGGACUGGUUCCGAAUGUUGUUGUUCUUGUUGCAACAGUUAGAGCUUUAAAGAUGCACGGAGGGGGACCCAAUGUUACUGCUGGAACCCCUCUUGCAAAAGAAUACAUAGAAGAGAAUCUCCAACUGGUCCAAGCAGGAUGCUGCAAUCUACAGAAACAAAUACAGAUAGCUCAUCAGUUUGGAGUCCCUGUUGUGGUGGCUUUAAAUGUCUUCAAAACGGAUACUCGCUCAGAGAUUGACCUUGUGUGCAAAAUUGCAAAAGAAUCUGGGGCCUUUGAAGCAGUUCCAUGUAAUCAUUGGUCAGUUGGCGGCAGAGGAGCCGUUGAAUUAGCUCAGGCUGUAAAAGGAGCUGCAAGUCAGAAGACUAACUUCACAUACCUGUAUGACCUGGAGCUUCCCAUUGUUGAAAAGAUCAGAACUAUUGCUCAGCAGGUGUAUGGUGCUGCUGAUAUAGAGCUGUCUCCAAAGGCCCAAUCUAAAAUAGAAGUUUACAGCCAACAGGGCUUUGGUAACCUUCCAAUCUGCAUGGCAAAGACACAUUUGUCCUUGUCACACCAACCAGAGAAGAAAGGAGUACCUACUGGUUUUAUCCUACCAAUAAGUGAUGUACGGGCAAGCAUCGGUGCCGGCUUUAUUUACCCUCUGGUGGGAACUAUGAGCACCAUGCCGGGAUUACCCACAAGACCCUGUUUUUAUGAUAUUGAUCUGGAUACUGAGACUGAGGAGGUCAAGGGCUUGUUCUAAGCAGUGGUAAGAUAUUUUGCCCUGCCUGCUCUAGGAAUGUCUGUGUGAGUUGACAAAAUGCUUACUACUAAGAUUUCUCAGAAUACCAACCGGAUCAGAGGAAAAGAACGCAAACUCUUUCACAGUGCUGUUUUGCUAAGGUUGCAAAUGCUGCACAGCUAUAGGGAGCAGCUACUUAGCUUUUAGUGUAUUUUGUUUACCUUAAGGAGAGAGAAGAGAAUUUUCUUGCACUGAUUAAUGCCAAAGAAAAUGAUGUAAAACGCAGAAAAAUAAAAGGAUGAUUGUAUUGUGAAUGCUAAAUGUUUUGUUUGCAAAGAAGCCUUAUUUUUUUUUAGUUUUUUUUUUUUAGAACCUUGAUGCCCCAGAACAUGGAAAUAUGCAAAUAGGUGCAUUGUGCUUUACAAAAAAAAUAACAAACCUAUAAUUCUCUAGGUUACACAAAUGGUUAUAGACUGCCACUAUUUAAAGGGACGUCCUGAUGAAAAAAAUGCAUGCUUUAAGCACUGUAGCACCUACGUGCGACUGCUGCAGUUAAUGGGAUCAUAUGCCAUUGUUUUUCUGGGGAGAUGGAAUUCUCCUAAGCAGAACUUUAUAUAUGUGUAUAACCAGUUUGUGGAUUUGCAACACAUAGCUAUGACUAGUAACCAGUAUAAGCUUUAACAAAUCAUGUAUUUUUUACAUUAAUAAUACCCUCUUCUCUCAAACCAGCACUAAAGUUUUAUCAGUUUAAUGGAUGUUUUAUUUUUUCCAAUAAAAUUCUAUGGUCAAUAAUGUUCUCCCACAUUUAACGGAUUUAGUGAAUAAGCAAAAAAAAUUAAUCUAAAAUUUAUUUUAGAAUUUAAAUGAAUAAUAUGGUGCAAAUAUUACAUGUUGUUAUUCUUUCUUGCAUUUAAAAAAACAAAUGUAAUUUGUGACUCAAAUUUACCAUACGUUUAAUCCUUGCCAAGACAUUAAACACAUAAGUAAAGUCUUACUCUAGAGCGCCAAGCCUCGGGGCUACUGAGCAGAACACAUUUGGUGACUGCCGAUCCUGACUUGCAGACUUACUGGCUGUGUUCUGCCCAGGUGCUCAAAGACUUUGCAAAGGUUAAACGCAUAGUGAGUUUGAGUCGCUAAUGAAAAAAAUUAAAUGCUAUAAAGAAUUAGAACAUGUAAUUUUUUGCAUUUCAGGCAUCUUUCAACGUAAGGUAUAUUUGUAAUUAAUUAAUGCCCUAUCACCUAUUUGGUAUUUUGCAGGAAUCUGGCGUUUCCCAUAGGUGCAGUAUUCUGAAGAUUAUUUUUUUUUUUGCCAGUUGGAGUGACCAUGCUAUAGCUGAUUGUGGGUUCUCACAUUCACAGCAGGUGUCACUGAGGGAGCGUUGGACAAGUGCCAGAUAUUUUUGGAGCUUUAAACACUUGAAGUGUAGAAUGAGUGGUGAAAGAAAUUAGUGGGUUUCUUGAAUUGGCAGGCAGCUAUGAAAUCUUCCCAGCUUUGGGUGUAUAAGCACUGAAGCAUGCCAGAUAGCUCACAUUACUUCUUUAUGAGUUACAGACAAGUGGUGUUUUUUUCUGUUUGUAUUUAUCAUACCAGAGGCCAGCUUUGUUUUUCUAUUUCUAUUUUUCAUCUGCAAAAAUAAGUUUGUUAAGCAUUAACUUUGAAAAAAAAUAAAAUAAACAAAACGUUUUUUUCA
Messenger RNA from Bombina bombina (fire-bellied toad), 4166 nucleotides. RefSeq names its product methylenetetrahydrofolate dehydrogenase (NADP+ dependent) 1 like (gene MTHFD1L). Gene Ontology annotation, biological process: tetrahydrofolate interconversion. The coding region runs from base 139 to 2496 and encodes 785 amino acids. Lineage: Eukaryota; Metazoa; Chordata; Amphibia; Anura; Bombinatoridae. The transcript has 24 exons. Gene Ontology annotation, molecular function: methenyltetrahydrofolate cyclohydrolase activity; ATP binding; formate-tetrahydrofolate ligase activity. Gene Ontology annotation, cellular component: cytosol. The record is from RefSeq and is a predicted model, not a curated record.